AGAUACCAAUGUGCUUGCCUGCCUGGAUGGGAAGGAACAUUCUGUGAAUAUGAAUCAAAUGAAUGUAUUUCAGAGCCUUGUAAAAAUAAUGGCACCUGCACAGAUCUUUUCAACAGCUAUCGAUGCACAUGUACAGCAGGCUGGACAGGGCCAGACUGCAGUGAAGAUAUAAACGAAUGUGAUGCAGAACCGUGCCUGAAUGGAGCCACCUGUCACGAGUCUGUUACCCAGGGGCACUUUGUGUGCGUUUGUCCUCCAUUCUAUACUGGUGACUUUUGCCAUCAGCGCUUCAGUCCCUGCGACCUGCCUUACAAUCCAUGUGUAAACAAUGCAACCUGCCUGGCACAAGCUGAUGGAAAUCCACUGUGCAUUUGUAAAGCAGGAUUUGAAGGCACUAACUGUGAAGUUAACACGGAUGAGUGUGCCUCCCAUCCGUGCCAGCAUCAGGGGCUUUGUGUGGAUGGGGUUAACCACUACAGAUGCACCUGCCAGCAUGGCUUUACUGGAGCACUAUGUGAAGUGGAGAUAAAUGAAUGUUCAUCAAGACCAUGCAAAAAUAAUGGAACUUGCCUAGAUCUCAUAAACAGAUUCCUCUGCAAUUGUGCACAUGGAUACUAUGGGUCUCUCUGUGAAAUGGAUGUAAAUGAGUGUGAAACUUUGCCUUGCUUGCAUGGAGGAAGCUGCAUCAACAGAUUUGGAGGAUAUCAGUGUUCCUGCCCCCCUGGAUUCACAGGUGAUAGAUGUGAAGUAAAUAUAGAUGAAUGUUUGUCUGCUCCUUGCCUCAACAAUGGAAGUUGCAUCGAUGAUGUUGGUUCCUACAAGUGUCACUGUAAGAGAGGCUUUGUUGGAACAAAGUGCGAGAUAGAUGUUAAUGAAUGCUUGCCAGAUCCUUGUCUUCAUGGAAGAUGUAUAGAUCUUGUUGAUGGAUUUCAGUGCUCCUGUGAUUCAGGAUGGACCAGCUCAAGAUGUGAGAUAAAUAUUAAUGAAUGUGAGUCUGUUCCCUGCAUUAAUGGAGGUUCUUGUCAAGAUUUGGAUAACGCUUUUGUUUGUACUUGCCUCAGUGGAUACACUGGGGAAUUUUGUGAAGUUGAUAUUGAUGUUUGCAAUGAACCUGCACUGAACUCAGCUGUCUGCUACAAUGGAGGCGUGUGUGUGGAUGGACCUGGCAGAACCUUUCAUUGCAGGUGCCUUGACGGAUUUUCUGGACAGUUUUGUGAAAUAGAAGUUAAUGAGUGUAAUUCAUCACCUUGUCUGCAUGGUUCAACCUGUGAAGAUCAUAUCAAUGGAUACACUUGUAAAUGUCAGCAAGGAUGGGAAGGCCUCCACUGUGAGCUAGAUGUGGACGAGUGCAUAUCCAGUCCCUGCAUACAUGGCAUCUGUGUUCAGAGGGAACCCAGUUUUGGUUAUACUUGUUUUUGCAAGCCAGGAUUUGUGGGACAAAGCUGUGAGCUUAAUUACAAUGAUUGCCUUAUACAGUCCUGCUCCACUGGGUUCCUUUGCAUUGAUGGAAUAAACAAUAUCACCUGUUUACCUGCUAUCCCCCAAAGCAAGCAAACUGUCACUGAAAUGGCUGAAGUGCUUCCUACUGGGAUUUUAGAUGAUGGCCUUUCAUCAGCCCUAUCUGUGUCUGAGGAACUUUGGUCUGAACAGGCUACUUCUGAAUUUCAUACAGGACACGUGUCUCAAGAUCAAGUUCUGCGUAGCAAAUUCCGCAUUUACCGAGCCAUGUUGGAAGAACUCGGAGAUAUUAACCAGCUGGUAUAUACUAAUGGGAGCUACAGCUAUCACUUCUGGGUUAAACUGUGUGGAAAUAUGAAGGAACUUGGAGUGAAUGCCAUCAGUGGCAAACACUGA
Tinamus guttatus (white-throated tinamou) is the source of this 1854-nucleotide messenger RNA. The record is from RefSeq and is a predicted model, not a curated record. Lineage: Eukaryota; Metazoa; Chordata; Aves; Tinamiformes; Tinamidae.